AUGCAGGCGCGGCGUCUGGCCAAGCGCUCCAGCCUGGGCAGCCGCCGCGGGGGCGCCGCGCUGCAGCCGGCCGGGCCCGCGCUCGCGCCCGCCAAGGAAGCUGCGCUGCCGGGGCUCCCGCCCCCUGCCCCGGGCCCGGCUCCGGCCCCGGCCCCGGCCCUGGCCGCGGAGAGCUGGAGGCCGCCGCUGCCGCCGCCGCGCAGCGCCGGGACCGGCCCCUCUCGGGCCACCGGGGCCGCCGCCGCUGCUGCCUCUUCGCCGGUGCUGCUGCUUCUCGGGGAGGAAGACGAGGACGAGGAGGGCGCGAGCCGGCGGCGGCGAGGGCUCGGGCCGGUGGAGGAGAAGCCCCGAGGGGGCGCGGAGGAGGAGGAUGACGACGAGGAAGACGAGGACGAGGAGGUGGUCGUCGAGGUGGUGGACGACGAAGACGAGGACGGCGAGGAGCGCUUCGUGCCCCUCGGACCCUGCCGCGCGGUCCCCAAGGGCCCGGCCCGGGGCGCGCUCAAGGUGGGGAGCAUUAAGCGGGAAAUGACCUUCACAUUUCAAUCAGAGGACUUAAAACGUGACUGUAGUAAAAAGAUGCCUCACCAACACCUGUUCCCCUUGGCCAUGGAGGAAGAUGUGAAAACAGCAGACACCAAAAAAGCCAAUCGGAUCCUUGACCACGAAAAAGAAAACACUCGCUCCAUCUGUCUCCUUGAGCAGAAACGAAAAGUCGUUUCUUCUAAUAUUGAUGUUCCUCCAGCAAGGAAAUCUUCAGAGGAGGUAGACAUGGACAAGGUGACAGCUGCAAUGGUACUGACCAGCUUGUCGACCAGCCCUUUGGUUCGAAGCCCUCCCAUGCGGCCGAAUGAGGGCCUGAGCGGAUCCUGGAAGGAGGGCGGCGGCGUGCCCUCCAGCAGCAGCAGCAGCGGCUACUGGAGCUGGAGCGCCCCCAGCGACCAGUCCAACCCGUCCACGCCAUCGCCGCCGCUCUCGGCUGACAGCUUCAAGCCCUUCCGCAGCCCCGCGCCGCCGCCGCCGGACGACGGCAUCGACGAGGCGGAGGCCGGCAACCUGCUCUUCGAUGAGCCCAUCCCCAGGAAGAGAAAGAACUCCAUGAAGGUGAUGUUCAAAUGCCUGUGGAAGAACUGUGGGAAGGUGCUGAGCACUGCGGCAGGCAUCCAGAAGCACAUCCGGACCAUCCACCUCGGGCGUGUGGGGGACUCUGACUACAGUGAUGGCGAAGAGGACUUCUACUACACCGAGAUCAAGCUCAACACGGACUCCGUGGCAGAUGGACUGAGCAGCCUGGCCCCGGUUUCGCCCUCCCAGUCCCUGGCUUCACCUCCCACUUUCCCCAUCCCAGAGUCAAGCCGAACAGAAACUCCUUGUGCCAAAACAGACACUAAACUGAUGACACCCUUGAGCCGCUCAGCUCCCACCACCCUCUACCUCGUGCACACCGACCACGCUUACCAGGCCACACCCCCAGUGACCAUCCCAGGGUCGGCCAAGUUCACCCCCAACGGCAGCAGCUUCAGCAUUUCUUGGCAGUCUCCACCGGUCACUUUCACAGGCAUUCCAGUGUCGCCAACACAUCCUCAUCCAGCGGGCACAGGAGAGCAGAGACAACACGCCCAUACAGUGCUGUCCUCCCCACCCAGAGGGACAGUCAGCCUAAGGAAGCCCAGGGGGGAGGGCAAGAAGUGCAGGAAGGUGUACGGGAUGGAGAAUCGAGACAUGUGGUGCACUGCCUGCCGCUGGAAAAAGGCCUGCCAGAGGUUCAUCGACUGAGACAGGCUGCCCGGCCCGGCGCCCUGAGCCCCCGCCACCUCGCCUUCCACGGCAAGUGUCGGAGAAAGCUUUUCCCUCAGAACAAAAUGCACUUGGAGCCCACUUCCAGGAAUGUAGAUGGAGUUAGAGCAGAAAGAAAGAAAAAGGGAAAGCAAGCCCGUCGCCCUUGCUGCUCAUAACUGGGAACCCAGGCUGGAGCAGCUCUAACUCUUUGUUCUCCUUCAGAUGCAAAGUCGAUGGUUUUUGCUCUCUGUCUAGGUCUUAAAACUAUGGGCUUCUGAGGGAGGCCUGUUUUGAUAAGCUUUCUGAAUUUUGCCAUUUCCAAGAUUUUUUGACACUAAAGCUACAUGUUGCUCAGUAGCAUUUGUACAAAGAACGGUGGCCACUUUGUGAAUAGUCUUUUCCCUGUUUUCCAUUCCACUUUGGGAGCAGUACACAUCAUGAUGUGUUGCAGGAAGCUGCAGCACUGCGGGUAUCUUUUCUAUGACUUCUUUUUUCAUUUGUUUUUAAGAAUGGCCCCCAAACUGAACCACGGGAAAGCCGUUAGCUUGGAGGGCCCCACAUGCAUAAACUCUAAAAGCAAUUGGCAAUGGAAAUGACCAGCAGGCUUCAGCCCCAAGCAGAGUUCAGGGCAAUCCAGCUGCCGCCGUUGGGAAACAUCUAGAAGAAAUCCUCGGGUGAGAAAGAAGCUCUUCCCCAAGACACAGCACAGCUAAUUCUCUGCCUGCCACAGCUCAGUCGAGAACUGCCCCCCGUGGCCAUCUGGGUAAGCCUCGAUGCUUCUUUCCGUGAUGUGAUAGAAACUGCAGCUCGGAUCUGCUGGUUACUGCUUGCCUCUCAAGAUUGUGGCCGGGUUAUUGGGUCAACGGUACUUCCCUCAAAACUCCACCACAGACUGAUUCCAGGAAAGGUAGAAGACUCCAGACUACCCCAGCAGGUUCGUUUCAGACGAAAGAGCACAGCCAACAUGCCCCCUUCUGGUCAGAAAGUCAAGUUAAGGCCACAAACCUACUUCUAUUCUGAGUGCACUUUUAUAAUGGGUUUUAUGCUUUAGCAUGUCUGGGAGAUGGGUUAAUGAACAAUAUAAACAUUUUAUGGGUAAAUGAGAGGUCCAAGCCUUUAUUUUUCUUAACACAACUUUGGAGCUAUUCAUUUAGAAUUUGCUCUGAAGGAAACACACAGAACACCAAAAGAAAAUGCUUGGUAUAGGAAUCUGUCUGUUUGGUAGGGCCAGGCUUGCACUGGGCUCUGUUCAUGGGGCUUUCUAAAACCUGUCUGUUGUGUUUGCUUGCUUGUUGGUUGAUUGGUUUGGGAGACAGGCUGAGUUGUCACGCCCUGCAAUUAAGUGCAUUCUCUGUCUACCCUACUCCAGAAUGCCCUGCUAAAGAGUUCUUUCUCCUCUACCUAUGCAAAGAAGUAAGAGCACCUUAUAGGAGGCACUGUGUAGGGGCGGGAGACGAAGGGCCAGCCACAGGCACGUUUAAUUGCACAGAGGAAAGUUUAAUAUAUGUCUAGAGAUUGUAUAUUUGCUUUUUUUUAAAGAGUAGCAAGAAGUCAUCAAGAAAUGAUGGAUAUCAUUUUAGAUAUAUAUAUAAGCAAAGGAAGUAUGAGGAACUUUGACGACACAACAGCCACAAUCUGUGCACUCAUAUAUUUUGACAACUUUAUUAUUAAACUCUCAUGACUUUUUAAAAUUAUUCCUUGGAAGAGAUCCUGGUUCUUUCCUUCAUUUAUUUAUGGGGAAAAAAAAAAACAAAAAACACUUAUUUCAAGAGAAAAGAAAAAGAUCUAAUUUCUCACCAAGACUAGCCAGAGCACCAGCUACUCAAGGCCAGCUAGGAAAGAGUAUUUUUUUAAAUGCAGAAAUGUUUUGCUUCCUGCUUCCUGUACCCCAGCAUGUCCUUUCUGCUCCUCGUGUCCUGCCACUGCACUUGCAGCCCUGCUGCUCUGGUGAUACCCUGGUCUGGUCCAGGAGGCCCUGGGCCAUCAGCAAAUCGCUCAGUGGCCAGGGAGGCCAGGACUGUUCAAGCAAUCAAACAAGCUCGCUGUGUACUUAAGUGACCACAGUGGAGCCAUCUUGGACCAGAUGUUAUUCUCUUCAGCAGAGCACCCUGACCUUUGACCCUUGGAUGAAGUCACCAAUUUAAAAAAAAAAAAAAAAAGAUUCAAGUGAUGCAGGAAUGAAUCCAUCCCCCUUCCCAGAACUUUGCCAUGGAGCAGUCCUGGAGCAAGGCCCUGGGGCUCCAACCCCCAAAGACACCGUCCGUGAGCUUGGGCCUUGCUCGGCCAAGCUCAGUCCAUCCCUGGCUUUAGCCAGUGCACAGGUGUAGGCGAAACCAUAGAGCCGAAUACAACAUCCUGGAAUUUCUUUUCCAUUCUAAAGCCUUCUGCACACAAGCUUCUGUAUCUGCCACCCGAGUCGGGGUCCUUUCUGCUCCGUGUCCUUUCUUCUCUGGCUUCCAGGGGUGACAGACCCUCAAUACCUUCCUGGACACACAGACACCUGUCCCUGUCUUGGGAGAGCACCAAGCUACCCCUGGCUGAUCUUGAAGAAAGCCACCCAGAAAGCAAUGAAUUGCAGUACACAGCCACUGAUUGUAAAAUUUGAAAUUUUUUAAGUAGAGUCGUUUUGUUAUAUUUUGGAACUAAAUGAAGUGCCAAGUUAAGCCAGACUUGGAUUUUGUGCCGUCCCUUGGAGCCAAGUUCUUUCUGUCUUCAUUUGGCAGAGAGGAGGGGCAGGGGCAGGGGGCGCUGCAGGAGGAGUCCCACAGUACACUGGCUGCUGAAGUGGCACCCCAUGGGUCUGUGCAACAGGAGAGGGAGACCAUGCUAUCAGGGCCCCGAGCAGUUCCAAAUAAGUCACCUUGUGGGCUUCUGAUGAUGUACCCCAACAGAUUGUCACUUCUCUCCGAAGACGGUGCUUCAAAGUGACCGACAGGGCAUCUCCAGUGAGCUGCAAAGCAAAGAGUGUAUGGCAGGUGGUUUUGAGCUGCAGUCCUUCCCCAAGGACACGUGCCCAGUUUGUAGGAAGUGGUGUGAUAGUGUGGAGAAGACACUUGGAUAGCAAAUGGGUGAGGAAGGCGAUGCCAGAAGCCUGCAUAUCUAGCCGCUGCUCCUCCUCUGGGUAUCCGUCAGCCAGUGCCUGUCCCCAGACACCUCCCAGGGAGCAGCCAGGCUCUCUCCCGCUGCACUGCCCGCAGCUGCCCUUGGGGAAGCAGCUCGGGCCAAGGGGUGGGGCUGCCAUGCACACCUCCAGCAGGCAGGACUUCUCUCCCUCCCUUCCUGGAAGGUCCCCUUCCUUGAUUGGCCAAAGCCAGAGUCAGGAAGAGAGUGGUGAGUUUCUGAGAGGGCGAAUGCACGCACGGCUGAGAAGUGCCUGUCGGCAGCUCCGCACACCAUCAAGAUGUCUGCACACUCCUCAUCACCUUGCAGAGGCAAGUGGUCGAUCAAGCCUGGCACCUGUGACGAUUGCUGGGCUUUCCAAAGAGAUAGUCAUGUGAUUUCUGGAAGGGACAUGUCCCCCCCGUUACAUGUCGGGAGCGCCCGAGCUGCAGCCUGCUGUGUCUGCGGUCACACUAUGCCCCACUUCUGCGAGCCGCCCCGGGGUUCGGAGUCAGCUGGCACUGCAGGCAUUCGUCAGACUCCAUGGGAGAACGACAGCGCAGCGUGCGGAGAAGACGUGGCAAGAGUUGUACACAGAGGCGAGAACACUUGGAGAAUAGUAGCAAAAUACUGUAAAUACUUUUCAUUUCCUCAGGGAAAAAAAAAUAUGUGAAAAUCUGGAGAAUCCUAAGACGAGGAAGAAUUUUACUCAUUCGAAAGUCUUGUGUAUCAGAGCGGUGUUUUUCAGAUGCACACGGGAUCACUGCAAGAGAGAUUGGCAGGAGCAGGGCAAUACUGCCUUAUACAAGGCAUGGGGUGCCCUGCGGUGCAGAGCUGCCCGAAGCUGACCUGCAGGCGCAGUGCCUGCUGGGUACUCAUGGACCCAGGGAUGGCUUUUUGCUGAAUGUAAUUGUGAUCUGAAGCCUUGCCCUUCAUUGCCACGACCACCUGGUUGGGAGACUUCGUUAGCUCUAAGGAGGCUUCUGUGGGUGACAGAAAGCUAGCAAAGAGGUGUGUUUUGCUUUAUUGGCAUGUUGAGGAGCAAACUUCCAUAGACCUUUUUUGGACAAGGUGCUGCUUUUUCUCACAAUCCUGUACACUUUCCAUCAACCGCAUCAGCUCUAGCACUGACCUGCGUGAACCAGGGAAAACAUUUUGCAUACAAAUGAGUGGAAACAUAGCAGGAUUCAUGAAUAUGAAUGAGCCUGUAGAUCUUUUGGAGAAAGUGCUGGGCACGCGGGUCAACUAGAAAUUCCAUCUCUCAAGAAAGUGACCCUACCAGUGGCACACAGACUCUGCUUGCUCUUCCUCCCUGGGGGGAGCCCUCCAUAGGGGAAUUCUUUCAUUGUGUCUCUUUGCAUUGUAAUUAGCCAAACCUGAAGUCAGUAGAUGAAAUGAGAUUAGCACUUUUUGGUACCGAGUGUAUCACUGAGUAAUGCACACCAGUAGAGAAAAAAAGUAUGAAAUGUAUUUAAGACCAACUGGUUUGCUUAUUAUGACUGGCUUUGAAAAAGCCCACGUCUAAUGCUACAUAUGCUUUAAAAGGUGUAUCCCUCAUAGUACCAGGAAUCAAAACGGAAAUUUUUACUUCUGGUCCUGUUUUGUAAAUAGAACCUGUUUUUUGAAGACAAUCUCAUGUUUUAUAACUUUUGUUGUGGGGCUGAGAAUCACAGUAGUAAAGUGUAGUGGCAAAAUAUCAUCUUAAAUCCAAUAAUAAUUAUAGCUUAAUUUUCCAAAUACCGUAAGAGAUGGACUGCUAAGGCUUCUGCAGUUCCAAGGAGGAUGCCACUUUUAUAAUAAGCAUUGGGACUCAACUUCUCACGUUAAGAGAACUGGAAAUAUUUUACAAGAUGCAGUGUUUUGUAAUCACAAAGAACAUGAACAUUUUGUGGGAAAUGACUUUGGUUUUAUACAUUGUAGCUUAUUUUUUAAAAUACAGUAUUUUACCAGGCAGGCAGUGUUAGUAUUUCAAGCAUUCCUGCUCACCAAACAAAGGGCUAUGCCUCUUCUAAGCCAGUGUUUUGAUGUCUAUCUUCCAGUUAACCCUUUGCUGCAAGGGCAGAAAUGCAGAUCAGAUGGAAUGGUUAGUACAAGAGAAUCUACACCUUUUAGCAUUACCAGUGUGUGUUUUUAAGGCAUUAUGGGAAAAAAGACACUUCAAAAAUCAUCCCAUGUAUUUUAAAACUGUAAAAUGUUAGCAGUGUGCUUUAGGCCAUGAGAGAGAUAUUCUUAUAAAUUCUUUAGUGUAAAAUGUUGAAUUUUGUCCCAAAGAUAUGUUUACCACUCGACCUGUCAACCACACACCCGCAUUUAACUACAAGUGUAUCAUUUGGUGGAAAUUUCUAGAGUCAUGGUAUAUAGGUCCAGAGAUAAAAUUUUUAGGUGAUCAGUGGUGUUUCAGAUAAUAUUGUCCUCAGCACACGCUCAGUGGCUUUGAUCUCCUUGUCAGAACAAUUGCUUGAUUUUUCACUGUGAGGGACUCACAGGCACACAAGGGUUGUGAUCAAAAAGGGACCGUGUUCCCCUGAUUCAGAAAUAAGGAGGGGAGCCGAGGAGAGUUUAUUGACUGCACAAAUAAACCCAAGUCUUGCCAAAACCAUUUCAUAAUGCUGUACAAGUUUUUCAAGCCCACUCAUUGUUGAAACAAGAAAGCAUCUUUUCUAAGAUGUGAGUAAUCCAAAAACUAGCCUAAUGAGCCAAGUUUGCAGAUAACAUCAAAAGAAAAGCUGAAAUGGUUGUAGCUGCAUUGCACAACUCCCAUGAGGCGGUCAGAAGGCUAUGCAGACCUUGGUUGCAAAUAGGCUGAGAAUCUGCACACAAGAGAACUAGAAACGUAUGGUGUUGAGGAAAACCAUGCGUAGCCUUGACUCCCAGUGUGUGAGGUGAGGCCACCUGAAACCUCUAGCCCCUUGGCUUGGAACAUCUCCAUUGUUAGCAUUCGAGUCCCCAACAAGUGCCAAUUGCUGUAUGGUUUUGAACCAAAUGAGUCCCAUUUGAUCUUUAAAUAGAAGCUUCUUGCUGCUGUAUAGCAGAGGUUGCCAAUUUAGAUGUCUCAGAAGAGCCGGGCAAGUUCUGUCCAUGAUGGACAGACAAAAGUGUGACAGCAGAGAAAUGGGGAGACCAUGAGCCAGAGAGCACACACCUCCUCUGAACGGGGACCACUCAGUCCUAGACGAUCAGAACUGCAUAGAAAUCGGGCCCUGGGCUGCCACAUCUUCUGACUUGGAAAUACAUGACCUACGUGUUAAAUGUGGACAACUAGCUCGGAUUCUUGGCCCACGCCGUGCAGACCAAAGAGAAGCUGCCUGUGGGUAGAUGCGGCCCUUGGCAACCCAUUUUCAGCUGCUGGGGGAAGUAGAUCUCACAUGCUAUGCCAUCAGGCCAAGUUUCUCCAACAGCCCCACAGACACACAUAUUGGCACCUUCUGGGCAUAUCCCCCCAGGGACAUUCUCAUGGAAGAACUUGAAUAUAGAAAUUGAUACUAUAGAAAUUGAUACACUAGUCUUGCCUCUGAUCAGAUAUUCCAAGUUGUUCACCAGCUGUAGUGAGAGCUGCCUCCUGCUGGCAUGCCCAGGCCAGGCCUCAAAGCAUUGACUAACUGUAAUCCUAAUUUUCUUACUGUUUUCAUUACCGUGACCACUGUGAUGAGGGGCUGGCAAAGAGCAGCCUUGUGCCUUCAGCAAAGGCGAGCAGGAGCCCCUGAAGUUUUUAAGAUAGCACACGUCGCCUCCUUGUGCCAAAGUCCUCUGCCAGCCUCUUCACACCCCUGCCCUCUCCCCCUGCCUCAUGAGACUUCAUUCCAGUGUAGAAUCACCGUUGUCCUUGCCUCAGAACUGGUAGGUACUUAAGUAUGUGUCCACUGAGUUCAAAAGCAUUUUCCAAAACCUUAGUUAGUAUCUUUGACUAAGGUCCAAAACAAAAUGGGAAUAAACGUGUUGUAGAAAAUACUAGAAGGGCUUCCAUCAUUUGGAUGGACUGUUAUUUUAAACUGUAUCUUGCAUUGGAGUCCUGAUGGAGUCCAGAUCAUCAAUAACCCUUUCAUGUAUAUAACGAAGUAUUUCUCUUUCAGAUUCAUCAUUUCAGCUGAUCUUCAUAAGAACCUAGUAUAGAAUAGGAACGUUGAAGGUCGCCAUCACCCACGUGCAAGGCCAACCCAGAGCAGUCUUGAACAUUUGAGUCAGCUUCAUUAUGCAAGCAGGGAGGAAGGCUGGCCCAGACCUUGGUCAUCCAGAACCACUCUCCCCUGAGAAGAGAGAGCCAGGGCCCCACCAUGGUCUCCACCAGCCCUUUCAGAGCAGGCCUCUCAGCACAGGGGUACGGAGACCACUCAUCUGAUCAUUCCUGUUCAGGUGGCAACUUCCUCAUGCCCAAAUGUGUUGUUCUCACACCUUUAGUCCCUAGAUUCCAGGCAGCUAAGUAAUGACUAAAUUGUUAGUUUAGUCUCUAAUACUGUGUUCUGAGUAAAAGUUCUGGCUCCUUGAGAAAAUUUAUUUUGUUGCUAGCAUUCAACAUUUGCUAUAUAAAUUUAACUUGAUGCCAGAAAAUAGAAGACCAGCUCAGAUUUGUAAUUUGUAAUGAUCAAUAAGUACUGUAAUCGCAAUGUUGGGAACAUCUGGUAAUCUGGCUUAGUCACGUUGAAAGGUGAAUGCCAGUUAGGCAGUGUUACUAUACAUGAGAUUUCUUGCAUCGUGAAUGAUGAAAAGGCGUGGCAAGGCCCUUCCCCUUCUCCCAUGAGUUGGCCAGGUUGAAUGUCUUCAGUUUAGGGAAAAGCCACUCAUGGGGAAUUUAGUGAUGGAGCUAGACUCAGCCUCAAAAGAAGUACUUGGGCCUCUCAGCGCCUUCAUUAAUAGACUUUGUGAUGAAUGAUGUCUUCAUUGUGUUUCUAAAGAAAUCCAGUGCUGGAGGAGGAAUUGGCCUAUUUUGCAGUGAUUAGAGCCAGCACCCAUACAGGGACAGGACUUGAACAAUCCAAGCCUUAGGGAGCAAAAGGAGAGCCAUGGUUCCCAAAGCAUGUGGCUAUAGAUUUGAAAGGUGGAAAUUCUAGUCCUUGGUUUUCAAAAAUGCCUUUUGUGUUGGGCACCGUCCACAUGAUGAUUAACUACCAGCUUCCAAAGAGAAGAGCCCCUUUAUUUCUAUUAUAAAAAUGCAGAGAAUUGCUUAUUUUUGAAGAUUUUUUUUUAUUUAUUUGAAAAGCAUAGUUAGAAAGAGAGAGAAAGGACUUCCAUCCACAGGUUCACUCCCCCAAAGGGCCACGAUGGUCAGGGCUGGCCAGGCCAAAGCCAGGAGCCUGGUGCUCCAUCUGGGUCUCCCAUUGGCAUGGCACGGCCCCAAGCACUUGGGCCAUCUUCUGCAUUCACAGGCUCAUUAGCAGGGCACUGGAUGGGAAACAGCAGGAUAUGUACCAGUGCACUAACAUAGGAUCAGCUUAACCCUCUGCACCACAACACCAGCCCAAGGAUCACAUCUGAAAUCUACUUAGCUAUUCUAUUUUCUUUCUUGGGCCAAAUCUCUCAAUUUUUAAUUCAAAAGAUUAGAGUAAAAAGCCUUAACUUAAAAAAAGCAGAAGAGCAAUCAUUAAAGGAGACUCUUCCUUUAAAAGAGGCACUCAUCUACUUAUUCCGACUUCCCUCGACGUCCCUGACUAGAGGGAAAACAACCUUUGAGAACAGCAGUCCCUAUGCUGCGUAUUCGUCCUGCUUUCCCCCAUGGCGGCAGCCACCUCCGAAUUUGCAAGUGACCUGCUUUCUCUCCCUGCUCUGCCCUCACCUCCCCAUGCAGGAGGCCAGGCUGUUUUAGGCUUGGUUUUACUUCCGUGCUGCUGAUUUCUCUAAAAUUAAGGUCCCAGGGAUAAAUCUUCCUGUAACUGUACUUUAGAGCUCAUUCAGGGCGGCCACCACCUUCCUCCAGGGGGUGGAGGUGUGGGGAGCAGGAGGGACUUUCCUGUCUGUGGCAGCAGGGUUAUAGGUGAUCCCGAGGUGAACGGCUCAGCGUCCAACCUGUGUGUUACAAGAGAUGUGUUCAGCCACCCUGAUAAAGAGUGGCCAGGCAGACACCUCAUCCUUUCCCCUGACUCAAAGCUCCUGCACCUGUCACCUACCCCACCAGACCCUGUGACCUGCAAGGCAGAUAGAGCCGUCAGAACCACCAACCACGCCAACCGACUUGCGAGGGCAGAGGGCGAGAGCGUCACGUUCCAUCACACCAGGCUCUGACCUUGCAAUUACAGAGCAAACAGAACUGCCUGUGUUGUGUCAAAAGAAAAUGCUUCUGCAAGGUAUAAUUGUUUUGAUUUUAUUUGAGGAAAGAGAAAACGACUGCAAACUGCUCACAUGUUUGCUGCUUGUCCCUCACCACCUCCUGAAGCCCCCUUCCCAUUUGAGGACACAGAUGGCCAAGACAGAGAGGGAAGAGGACCUCUUGGGGCCGGCAGCUGACAAGAGUUUGAACCCCUCAGGGAUCUACAGUGGCACUUAACUGAUAACAACGGCCCCAACCCCACCCCCCAAAAAUUGAGCCAGUGCUGUGUUAUUUCGCAGGUGACCCACCCAUGUUAGGCUUCCUGCACUCUGCUUUUUGGAAAUCAAUGGCUGUGACCUGACCAAGCCCUGUGAUGACAGCAAAGCCCCCCUGCCCAGCAUCCUAACUAUUCGGGAACCUCCUUUAGAAUAGACUUAGAGUUUUAGAGAAGGACUUAACACCCCCAAAAUAUACUAAUUUCAUGACUUCAAGAAAUGAAAAUGCUCUGGGUGUAAAAUGCCAUUAAUCAAUAUUUUCCUAAAGUACACCCUAAAAUUCCUAUUUUUGUAAUUAAUGGUUGCACAAUAGUCAGCCACUUCAACAUACGCUCUCUGGAAUAACCAGAUACUCGUAUAGUUUCCAAAGUGUUUCAUGUAUCAAAACCCUAUAUUCUCACAGGAAGAACUCAGGAUAAGAAACAAUUGCUAGGUCCCAAAGGGUUCAUGACUAUCAUCAAAUAUGACUGCCCAGUGGCCUACAGUCAUUUUGUUCAAAUGAGGGAGCUGGGGAGAGAGAACAGUAAUCAUAAAACCUCUGUUGCCCUUGGACUGUGAUAAGGUUUAGCAAAACUGCUUUUAAAAAUUAAGCCAUCUUUUGAACUGUUUUCUACACCAAAUCUGAACUAUUUAAUAUUUAGAAUGAGGUAUUUGGUGGAAAUGCUACUCGCAGAAAGCAUUGCUUUGUAUUGCCCACUAAACAAGUAUAAUAAGACAAAGACCGGAGGGAGAGGCCAGCAUUCAAAUGAUAGGCAUUCGCAGAAAAGUGGGCGCUCCUCCAAAACCUAUGUGGCAAUGCUAUCCAAUGUUUAGAGAGCUUUUGAAAUACAAUCCUACCACCAUUAGGGGGUGAGCAGUUGCUUGCAAAAGUCUUUAAUAUUAGUGAAUGAAUGUAUAAAAGUGUGAACUAUGCAUUUUCAAAGAAUAAAGUGUACUUUGUAAUGAAUCCCAGUAAAUUUUUUUCAUAGAGACUUAUCACAACUGCAGACUACUCAAAAUAAACUUGAAUCAUAUCCUUGUGAGGUAUGGCUCUCCCAGUUAUAUUCUCUGGCUGAUAGUGUUAAAGACAGUGCAUUGAAACUUUCCUCUGAAACUUCAGGCUCUGAAAACUCCAGCCAUUAAGGUGAAUCAGUGGGAAAUGGUUUAUAUUUUAGUCCCUCAGCGUGAAUGGGAAAUGCUGUUAUGAAACGUACCCAGUUCUUUCAAGGUGGAUGUUCUAGGAACACUGGAUUAACAAGCAAACAAAACUGCAUAAAGUUAAUGAACAUCAUGUUGGAUAAAACAGCACAGGUUUUGUCUACUGCAUUUUCAUUCUCAGUCCAAGAGGGUUUUGGUUAUAUAACAUUAAAGAACAAAAUACAAAAAUAUUUUCCAGCAAGGCAAAUCAUUACUCUUCUCAAAAGUACAUGGAGAUUGUAACGUAUUUGAAAAGCAAAAUGCCCCGUAUCGCAGAUCUCUUCAGCCCUCUUGUUGAUUUUCAUGAGACCUUUCUCCGUGAUAAUUUGUCUUUGCUCAUUAAUCAUUGCUUCACUGUGUUGCUCAGCACGGGAAAAUAGUCUUUCCUUCAUUUGACAAUGUAAAAAUAAUCCAUGUUUCUGUCAUUCUGGUUCUCUUCUAUGUCUGUUGAGCGUUCCCCAAUUGUCUGUCUGUAAAAUACAGGAAAACACACUUGUAAGCCUGGUACUUAAGGUUAUACUGGAUAUGUUUGCUACCUGAUUAGAAGUUAGUGGGGGAGGGGCGGUGUGUCUUUUUAUAUGAUUUUUAGCCAAAUCCAGAUGUUCUGACACUGAGUUUCUGAAUCCUUAUCCGACUGUACAUAUAGCCUGUGGAGGUUCAGGUUAAUACACCUUUUCCCUGACUGUUCUCAGCCAUGCUCCUUGCCAGCUUUGGCACAUUGUAUAUAGAUUUGUUGAAUGUUUAAAUGAUGUCGUUUUUCUAAAUGCUGUUCUCUAAAACAACUUUUUGAAUGUUUUUUUGCUUUCCAUUGUUUUGGACUUUGUGUGUUAGUUUAAAAAAAAAAAAAACUUUCCUACAUCUUUAACACCAGGAAAAAUAUUUUAAAAUAAACUGGUGCUAAUUGGAACAGAAGAAAAAUUUCAGCGUGAAGAUUUAUAAUAGAAAAUGUUCACACUAGUUAAACUGCACUUUUCCGAGGGGACAGCUGACAUCUCACUGAAAUGGGCAUCGGGAGGACCACCGGCUGUGUACAGUUUCUCUGGCCCAUUUAAGUGUAAAAUACAGAAGUGGCUCUGUCUCCCCAGAGCUGAGGAUUCGCUGCAUCGGUGCUCUGGCAGGAGUUAGGUAGAAGGAAAGGCUUAGAGUUAAGGAUCACUUUAGUACUAGUCUUCUGGUCUUUGGACUUUCAUGUUUUGUAAUGCUUAGCUGUAACAAUGAGUAUGGUGUUGCCAAUCUCGUCUGACGUCAUCGUUGACCUGUACUUAACUUUGUGUAUGGUUCUACCUUGGGUUGCACUGGCACAAAUCAAGCCAGAACACUGGACUUUCAAUCAGACCAUUCUGACUUCUACAGUGUCCACACACAUGAAUUUAAAUGCACUUGUAACUGGUGGAUUACCAUGAAAUAAGUCUAA
Lepus europaeus (European hare) is the source of this 13981-nucleotide messenger RNA. RefSeq names its product zinc finger protein 704 (gene ZNF704). The record is from RefSeq and is a predicted model, not a curated record. The coding region runs from base 1 to 1776 and encodes 591 amino acids. The transcript has 9 exons. NCBI's taxonomy places the organism in Eukaryota, Metazoa, Chordata, Mammalia, Lagomorpha, Leporidae. Gene Ontology annotation, molecular function: DNA-binding transcription factor activity; RNA polymerase II cis-regulatory region sequence-specific DNA binding. Gene Ontology annotation, cellular component: nucleus. Gene Ontology annotation, biological process: regulation of transcription by RNA polymerase II.